Molecule: messenger RNA, 726 nt
Organism: Gastrolobium bilobum
Lineage: Eukaryota; Viridiplantae; Streptophyta; Magnoliopsida; Fabales; Fabaceae
Exons: 2
Source: RefSeq, a predicted model, not a curated record
AUGGUAGAUGAAUCAAGGGCAAGUCCAGGAUCUAUCCUUGAAGUCUUACUACAAAGUUUCAAAUCUGGUGAAGGUACCCAAAGAUUGUUGAAUCACUUGGUGAUCAUAACCAUGGACCCCCAAGCUUUUGAGUAUUGCAGGGCCUUGCAUCCCCUUUGCAUCCACCCCUCAACCUUUGCACAUUAUUUUACCACCAAAAGACAAUCCAACACAACCCCAGAUCAUAAUGCAUAUAGUUGGAGAAGAAACAAUGUUUUGUUAGAAGUGGUUGAAUUGGGUUAUAACAUAGUUUUCACGGAUGCGGAUGUAUUGUGGCUUAGAAGUCCAUUUUUACACUUCAAUCCAGUGUAUGAACUCACAAUUUCAUGUAAUUUCUCAAGUGAUGGACAAAGUGGAGGUUACAUGCAUGAUGGGGGAAUCUUCUACUUGAAGGCAAAUAUCAUAUCGUUUGAAUUCUUCAAGUACUGGAAAUUAACCAAUAUUCUGUAUCCAAACUCUCUUGAUGAAGAUUCCUUAUGUACAACUAUAAUGCAAAGUGAAGAUGUUGAAGCUCUUGGCUUCCGUGUUAAGCUUGUAAAUUCAACUUAUUUUGGUGGAUUUUGUCAGCUAAAUAAGGAUAUGUUGAGGGAGGCUUAUACCAUCCAUACCAACUGUUGCAAUGAUCUCAGAAGCAAAGUUCAUGACAUGAGGAUUGUUCUUGAUGAUUGGAUCCGCUUUAGAAACCGU